AAGAGAGAGCGCAUAGUCUAGCAUUAAUUCAACAAGGUGUUAAAUAAAAGCCACCAGGCGAAACAAAGGACGUGAAUGAGGAAAAGAUUCCCUGGAGGUAAACAAUGUCAGAGAAAAUGUCAGAAACAAAUGCUAGGAAGCCCUCGGCAAACAAGAAUAUUAAAAAGUUGCGUGCCAUAAGCAUGGUGUGCAGCCUGACUCGGAGCUGGCAGCAGUGGGUGAGCGAAAAUGAAGAGAAGCAGUCCAGUGAACCCAGCGGGUGGGCCCCAGGUUGCCCUGAAGACCCUAAAGAUGCAAAAAAAGAGAACAGACAUUCUCAGAAGUCUAGCCCCAGCCAAGAGAAAGUGAAAGCUCCUGGUGAGUCACGCAUCAGAACCGGCCAAGUGGUAAAAACGGUGACAAGGGAUGUCCAGGAGAGAAGUGUGGGCAUUGAGUUUUUGACCAAACGCAUCUGUAAGGAUCCAAUUACAGAUGAACUGGACAAGAUGCUGAGCAAGAAAGGGUCACCCACACGCCAAAGGAAGUGCUCAAACAUGGUUUCGGAGCUGACGCGAGGAUGGAAGGAAAUGGAAAAGGAGAAAAAGCAGGCUAAAGAGGGUGGUGAGGAUAAUGACUUUCCAGAACCUGAAGAGAGAAGCCUGCAGCUAGGAACCAACCAGGAGGAUACCAUGAACAAUAAAACAAAUGAAAAUACAGAGUCGUCCACAGUCAGGAUCAAAAGAUCCUCUGUACUUGGGAGCAAGAAGGAUGUCGAAGAUGCCAACAAAAUAAAUACCUUGUCCAAAAAGUACAGCGCUGUUGGCAACCUUAAAAACCGCUGGCAAAACUGGGCAUCCGAGCAUUCCGUUAAUCAGAAGCUGAACCCCUUCAGCGAAGACUUUGAUUAUGAGUACUCCAUGUCAACACGGUUGCGGAAGGGUGAGGAGGGCUACGGGCGGCCUAAAGAGGGCAGUAAGACAGCAGAGAGAGCCAGACGUGCAGAAGCACACAUCCAUCGUGAGAUAGACGACAUGUGCUUUAUCAUAAGGACUAUGGCACAUCCGGAUCCAGAUGGUUACACUAGAGUGACCUUUUGCGAGCUGUUUGACCGAUACGUGCGAAUCUCUGAUAAAGUGGUGGGCAUCCUAAUGAGGGCCAGGAAGCAUGGAAAGGUUGACUUUGAAGGGGAAAUGCUGUGGCAGGGACGGGAUGAUGGUGUCAUUAUUACUCUGUUAGUAUGACACGAGACUGAUGCAUUGUCAUGAAGUCAUUCACUCUGAACUCAACGGGAAAGUUAAAAUUUUGCUGCUACUUUAUUGAUGACAUGCAGAAAGGAAAAUAAAUUAUUAACACAGUUCUCUGUGUUUAUAUGUACAUAAUGUAUUUUCGUGUAUGUAUUAAAGGUGAAGUGUGUAAUUUCUGCGCCACUAACAUCACCAAACUGACUUGCAAAAUUUGAUUGCUUUCAAACAGCUUUACCAAAUAAUUACAGAUAAUCCCGCCCCAAAUUUACGCCAUUGGUUGAGCCAAAAUCACAGGGUGCUUAAACAAACUGAGCAAUGUUUUCUGGAAAAUCAACGUACAGUUGGCUUACUCAUAGUUGUCACACAAAUUACACAUUUCACCUUAAGAAUUUGUUUAAAAGUUAGUUUUCUGAGCUGUUUAGCUCUUCUGUGUUUUUGCAGUAUAUGUUUGUUGUAUUUAAGUAAAUGCAUCUACAAAGAUUUGUUAAAUUGUAGACAAAAUUGAAUAAUUUCUUCUAAAUAAGCAAAUGAUAAUGAUAAAGUUUUGCACAGUGGCUAUAGAACUAAGUUAGGGUCUGAAGGUCUGCCUUGGUAGUAAAUUGUGUGUAUGCUUUUAUCAAAAUGUGUCAUACUGAAAAUUUCCAGAAGAGGGAGCAGUAAAACUAACACUACAAACAUCUCCAUGGAUCUCCUCUUUUGAGCAGUCAUCUAGUACAGAUGGUACUUUCAAUAAAAAUCAGUUAU
Myxocyprinus asiaticus (Chinese sucker) is the source of this 1967-nucleotide messenger RNA. RefSeq names its product actin-binding Rho-activating protein-like. Gene Ontology annotation, cellular component: sarcomere. Gene Ontology annotation, molecular function: actin binding. The record is from RefSeq and is a predicted model, not a curated record. Gene Ontology annotation, biological process: positive regulation of Rho protein signal transduction; positive regulation of transcription by RNA polymerase II. Lineage: Eukaryota; Metazoa; Chordata; Actinopteri; Cypriniformes; Catostomidae. Bases 105 to 1220 code for a protein of 371 amino acids. The transcript has 2 exons.